CCCCUCCCUCAUAUCUCCCCAGGAUUCCCGCCUCCUGCUCCUGCACUGAGUGGUGUCAGCUGUCGGUCACACACAGGCCCCUGUACGAGUGUCUGGUUGCCGCACAGGAUGGAGUCCCAGCAGCAUCAGCGCCGGCACACAGUGCUCCUGGCUUUCUGCUUUGCAGUGCUCCAGGCGACCGUUGCCACCGCCUCUGCCCCGGAAGACAAGGAGCAGCCUCGGCCUGGCCGGGCCAGUCAGGACGGGGAGUGUCACUUCUACGCCGGAGGACAGGUGUACCCCGGGGAGGCGACCCGUGUGCCGGUGUCCGACCACUCCCUGCACCUCAGCAAGGCCAAAAUUUCCAAGCCAGCGCCAUACUGGGAAGGAACAGCGGUGAUAAACGGAGAGUUCAAAGAAUUGAAACUGACAGAUCACAAAGGAAAAUAUUUAGUUUUCUUCUUCUAUCCUUUGGAUUUUACCUUUGUAUGUCCAACCGAAAUUAUUGCUUUUAGUGACCGCAUAGAAGAAUUUAGAUCGAUAAAUACUGAAGUUGUAGCCUGCUCAGUGGACUCUCAAUUUACUCACUUGGCAUGGAUAAAUACUCCAAGGAAGCAAGGUGGGCUUGGGCCCAUGAAAAUUCCUCUUUUAUCUGACUUGACUCAUCAGAUUUCAAAGGAUUAUGGUGUAUACUUGGAAGACCAAGGUCACACGCUCAGAGGGCUUUUCAUAAUAGACGACAAGGGAGUCCUCCGGCAGAUUACAAUGAAUGAUCUUCCUGUUGGGCGAUCUGUAGAUGAGACUCUUCGUCUUGUCCAAGCAUUCCAGUACACAGACAAACAUGGGGAAGUUUGCCCUGCAGGGUGGAAACCUGGUAGUGAAACGAUCAGACCUGAUGAUAUUAUGAAAGUUUGGUGGCCAAAGCAGGAACUAUAAUUCCUGACCCAGCUGGAAAACUGAAGUAUUUCCAUAAGCAACACUAACCUUUUUGUAAUGGCUAAACGUGCAUGGAGUAGUACUUGUAAAAACUGGUUGAUACACAUUAAAAUUCUAUGAAUUUUGAUACUA
Messenger RNA from Pseudophryne corroboree (corroboree frog), 1047 nucleotides. It is a transcript of the gene PRDX4, whose product is annotated as peroxiredoxin 4. Gene Ontology annotation, cellular component: cytosol; endoplasmic reticulum. Gene Ontology annotation, molecular function: thioredoxin peroxidase activity. The coding region runs from base 109 to 915 and encodes 268 amino acids. Gene Ontology annotation, biological process: response to oxidative stress; cell redox homeostasis; hydrogen peroxide catabolic process. The transcript is spliced from 8 exons. The record is from RefSeq and is a predicted model, not a curated record. NCBI's taxonomy places the organism in Eukaryota, Metazoa, Chordata, Amphibia, Anura, Myobatrachidae.